AUGAAAAAGAAGAAAGCAUCAUCAUCAUCAUCACCCAUACGCCAUGUCUGGAGGCUUUGCUCAAAACUCACCAUCUUUCUCUGUGUCCUGCUUUCUCUGCUGGCUUUUCUCAAUAUUCCGCAGCUCUCUCAGUACUCCAAGCUCCAAACACCAAGCAAUCAUCGUGAUGAUCACUUUGAAGGCCCUCCAAAGAUUGCUUUUCUCUUCCUCGUUCGCCGGCACCUUCCUCUUGAUUUUCUCUGGGCUGCCUUCUUCAAGAAUGGAGAUGCUGCCAAUUUCUCUAUUUAUAUUCAUUCGGAGCCCGGUUUUGUGUUUGAUGAGACGACAACAAGUUCACCUUUCUUUUAUGGCCGACAGUUAAAAAAUAGCAUUCAGGUAGUGUGGGGAGAAUCAAGCAUGAUAGAGGCAGAAAGGUUAUUACUUGAUAAAGCUCUUGAUGAUCCAGCCAACCGGAGAUUUGUUCUUCUCUCUGAUAGUUGUGUCCCUUUGUACAACUUUGGGUACAUCUACAAUAAGGUGAUGUCUUCUCCAAAAAGUUUUGUCGACAGCUUUCUUGAUGCCAAAGAAUGUCGCUACAAUCCCAAGAUGUCACCUGCUAUACCAGAGGAAAAAUGGCGGAAAGGAUCCCAGUGGAUCACUUUGGUUAGAAGACACGCAGAAGUUAUUGUGGAUGAUGACAUUAUUUUUCCUGUCUUCAGGAAAUUUUGCAAGCGACGGCCGCCUAAAAACUUAUCGAAGAGAAGCCGAAUUCUAAACUUUCUUGCCAUUGAUUUCAGAUUUCUAUUCCCAUGGCUGAAGCCCCACAACUGUUUUCCAGAUGAACAUUAUGUGCAGACAUUACUUGCAAUGAGAGGGCUUGAAGGAGAACUUGAAAGAAGAACAUUAACCUACACCUCAUGGAAUCAGUCUGCAAUAAGAGAGAAAAGAAGAAUUUGGCACCCUAUCACAUUUGAUUAUGCAGAUGCAAACCCUCACAAAACCAAAGAAAUAAAGGAUAUCAACCAUGUCUACUAUGAGUCUGAACACCGGACCGAAUUCUGCAGAAUCAAUUCUGAGAUUACUCCAUGUUUCUUAUUUGCAAGAAAGUUCACAUGUUGGGCGGCCAUCCGCCUUUUGAAUGAAGGAUUUCUCAGUCCAUAGUUACUCAUACACUAUCAAAUUCAAGGCCAUGGAUGACCCCAUUUACCUUGAAAAGAAAAAGGUAACCAAGAUAUGCAACUCUUGAAGUACUGGGGAGUGGCAUAGAAAAUUUUUGCAGAAUGUUGUUGCUUUAUUGUAGUUGCACCAAGCAGUUUCUUAUACCA
Corylus avellana is the source of this 1304-nucleotide messenger RNA. RefSeq names its product glycosyltransferase BC10-like. Gene Ontology annotation, molecular function: glycosyltransferase activity. The record is from RefSeq and is a predicted model, not a curated record. NCBI's taxonomy places the organism in Eukaryota, Viridiplantae, Streptophyta, Magnoliopsida, Fagales, Betulaceae. Gene Ontology annotation, cellular component: membrane.